AUGUCUCCCGUUCUCUAUCUGCUCGCGUUAUGUCUCUUUCUCCCACUUUAUCCCAUUGUCAAAAAACUGUACAAGCAGCGAUGCCUUGCAGCCCUCCCGGGUCCCAAGUCCACAUCUGUGCUCUUUGGUGUCGCGCGCGAGAUGUACGCGCCCUUCAGCAUGCCGUUCCGCAUGAGCCUCUACACCGGCUUCGGGCGCGUGGUCAAGAUUCCCCUCUUGUUCGGAGAGUAUGUCCUCGCCGUCUCGGACCCGGUCGCCCUCGCAGCGCUCCUCAAACACGACACCACGUUUGAGCUGCCAGACUUUGUUCGCGAGAUGACAUGGGUUACCUGGGGGCCCAAUCUUGUCGCAGUCAGCGGAGAUGAGCACCACAAGCAGCGCAAGAUGCUCAACCCUGCUUUUUCUGUCGCGCGACUCCGUACUUUCGUCCCUGACAUCAACGCAGUCAGUCAACUGCUCGUGGAUACCCUCAAAACGUACACCACCAGCGGGACCGCAGAGGUCGACGUGUCUCAGCUGUACUCCGGGUUUGCGCUCGAGUGCACCGGACGCACCGGCCUCGGACAAUCGUUCGGUCCGCUGACGGAAGAUGGCACCCCGCACAGUCGUGCGCUCAAAGAGUUUGGACCCACGAUAUCCAAACUGCGCAUGUUCGUCCCCUACAUCCCCUGGGCGCGACGAACGUUCCCGAGGUCGUGGCUUGCCUGGGCCGCCAAACACGCUCCGAUCCGUGCUGUCCGCGACACGUACCGGAUCUCCGAAACGGCGUUUGCAUCCGCCGCCGAGAUCUAUAACGAAAAAGCGGGAGACGUCUCCGAUGGGACUGGAAAGGACCUCAUGAGCAUCGUUGUUCGUCAAAACAAGCUCGCUCCUCCCGCGGAUGCCCUCUCCAAGGACUCCCUGAUCGGCCAAAUAUCCAUGUUCUUCUUCGGCGCGACCGACACGACCUCGUCGACGCUCAGCCGCAUCACGGAGCUGCUCGCGACGCACCCGGGUGUGCAGGCGCGGCUGCGCGAGGAGAUCACGGAGGCAACAGAGGGCGCGGGGAAGGCGCUGGUCGAUUUCGACUACGAAGCCUUCGGCUCGCUGCAGUACCUCGACGCCAUCAUCCGCGAGACGCUGCGCAUGUACCCGGUCUUGCAGGGGUCGAACCGUAUGUCCGACGUCGACGCCGUCCUCCCGCUCUCAGAGCCCAUCGUCGGGACCGACGGCAAGGCGAUCACCGAGCUGUUCGUCCCCGCGGGCACGCUCGUCAUCGGGAACAACGUCGGGUACAACUACGACACCGCGAUCUGGGGCGCGGACGCGCACGAGUGGCGGCCCGAGCGCUGGCUCGCGCCGCUCCCGGAGAGCGUGACGGACAACAAGGCUCACGGAAUGUAUUCGUACCACAUGGGAUUUGGGGGCGGCGUUCGAGCGUGCAUUGGAUACUCGAUGGCUCUGAUCAUGCUCAGAAUCGCGGUCUCACACUUGAUCAUGGCCUUCAAGCUCGCUCCGUCCGAGAAGGAGAUCGUCUGGCGCAUGGCAGGCGUGCUCUCGCCCACCGUGAAGGGCUCGACGCUGAAGCGACCGACGAUGCCCGUCCUCCUCACGCACAUUCAAUAG
Molecule: messenger RNA, 1605 nt
Organism: Epithele typhae
Lineage: Eukaryota; Fungi; Basidiomycota; Agaricomycetes; Polyporales; Epitheliaceae
Product: cytochrome P450
Exons: 14
Coding region: 1-1605 (534 amino acids)
Molecular function (GO): iron ion binding; oxidoreductase activity, acting on paired donors, with incorporation or reduction of molecular oxygen; heme binding
Source: RefSeq, a predicted model, not a curated record